GGGCCUGUUGGUGUUUUCUGCAGCUAGUUGACUUUCAGUAGCUGAAGGGGAAGUUUCAGCUGCUCUUUGCGGCACAGUUUCUGGACACAGCGGCAGAUAUUAACCCAAACAGACAUGAAUUUAAUCAGAUCUCGCCUCACCGUGGGAAACCUUCUCGGUCAGAGGGUCCGAGGGAUGUGCAAUAAACUUCCGGAGGCCAAGCCAGAGGUCUCUCCAGCAGCUCCAGCACAAGAAUCCAGACCCUUAUUCAAAACCCCCGGCUACAGACCCUCCAACAUGGACAGGAAGAUUUUACUGUGGGCAGGUCGCUUCAAGACUGCGGACCAGAUCCCAGAAACUGUGUCCUUUGAGAUGAUCGACAAUGCCAGAAACAAAAUCAGAGUGAAAGCUGCCUAUCUGAUGAUGGCGUUGACAAUAGGAGCCUGUGUGCUGAUGGUGAUUAUGGGUAAAAAGGCUGCAGGUCGAAACGAGUCUCUGACUGUAUACAACUUGGAAAAGAAAGCCAAAUGGAGGGAGGAACUCGAGAAAGAAAAGACUCAGUGAUGGACAUCAGUAGUCAUGAUGCAGUUGCAACCAGAAAAUUAACUUUAAAAUAAAGGAAACAGACUUGUCUUUUGUUUUCAGUCUGAUAUUAAAUAAAAAUAUUUUCCCAUUUUAAAACAGUUAAAUUUGCCUCAAUUUUGGCAACAUUAUUUUAAUCAAGUACUGCCUAAAUUAGAGUUUUUUGGUGAAAUGUACUUUCCUUAACGUCUACAUUUGAUGUAUCAUUUUAGCAGCUAAGAUACUUAAGCUCCAAGACAUUUUUCUCCGAAUGUAACUGGUUAUUCGCACACA
Messenger RNA from Cyprinodon variegatus (sheepshead minnow), 834 nucleotides. It is a transcript of the gene fam162a, whose product is annotated as protein FAM162B-like. Bases 115 to 543 code for a protein of 142 amino acids. The record is from RefSeq and is a predicted model, not a curated record. NCBI's taxonomy places the organism in Eukaryota, Metazoa, Chordata, Actinopteri, Cyprinodontiformes, Cyprinodontidae. Gene Ontology annotation, biological process: neuron apoptotic process; cellular response to hypoxia; positive regulation of release of cytochrome c from mitochondria. Gene Ontology annotation, cellular component: mitochondrion. The transcript has 5 exons.